This is a messenger RNA of Malassezia vespertilionis, 2952 nucleotides long. It is a transcript of the gene rga1, whose product is annotated as Rho-type GTPase activating protein Rga1. Gene Ontology annotation, biological process: actin cytoskeleton organization; signal transduction. The coding region runs from base 1 to 2952 and encodes 983 amino acids. Gene Ontology annotation, cellular component: cytoplasm. The record is from RefSeq and is a predicted model, not a curated record. Lineage: Eukaryota; Fungi; Basidiomycota; Malasseziomycetes; Malasseziales; Malasseziaceae. The transcript has a single exon.
AUGGUGAGCCAGACCGAGCCGGGCAAGCUCUUCCCGCUGUGCGAGACAGACUAUUUCCGGCGUCUUGACCUCCUCUGUGUCAAGUGCGGCCGAGCACUGCGCGGCAGUUACAUCACAGCGCUUGGUGCCAAGUACCAUGUCGAGCACUUUACAUGCUCCGUGUGUCCUACCGUAUUUGGCCCCGACGACAGCUAUUACGAGCACGACGGCCGUGUCUACUGCCACUACCACUACAGCACACGCUUUGCGAUCCAAUGCACUGGCUGCAACAUCGCGAUAUUGAAACAGUUUGUCGAGAUUAACCGCAACAACGCAGAUGAGCACUGGCACCCCGAGUGCUACAUGAUCCACCGCUACUGGAAGAUUAAGCUGGGCCAAAGCAGCGGCGCGACGGCCCGCGACGACACAGACGAGCCGCUGCGUAUGCCCGGCGCACUCAGUCUUUCCUCCGAGCCUUUUUCGUCGCCCAGCUGCAACCCCGAGAACCUCUCUGUGGAUGUGCUGCGCCUCGAAGCGAAAGAGACGCCCGCGUCGCUGCUGGAGCAACAGCGUGUGAUGGAGGUGCGCGUAUUUACCAUCUGGCGUGUGCUCUCCGCAUUUGAAGAGUCGUCUGCCGCGUGCAUCUCCGACAUGCUGCGCCAUGUGAGCAACGGCAAGUACCUCGGCGGCGUCAUGCAUGCUGGGCGCUUUGUCCUGCACGUUGAAGUGCUCUUUUCCGCGAUUGACGAGCUGGAAGUGCAGUUCCAACAGGCGCAGGCAAAGCCCAUCCAGUACGUCCGCGAAGCGCGCAUGCUCUGCAAAAAGAUCGUCAACUUCUUCUCGCUUUUUUCGCACGCGCAAGAAACCGGUGCACAGCGCAUGGGCAUUACGCAGGAGCUGCUGUCGCUGGUGACAGGCCUUGCACACUACCUCAAGAUCCUCAUCCGCAUCUCGCUUACCGGCGCGCUGCGCCUGGACCAAGAGUACGGGAAGCCGGGCGCGCUUGAUGCGUUCCUCGGCAAGCUCGACGAGCUUGUGAUGCAGCUGCAGCAGGCCCCGAGCGUCGGCGAAGUGCACGACGUGGAUACGGAUACCAUCCACGGAUACAGUAGCCUGCCGCAUAUCCGUAUGGCGCCCGGGCUCUCUGCGCCUGAAGCCGCGUCGGAUCUCUGUGCGCAGUGUGGCCAUACGGUAGAAGAAGAGUGUGUGCGCGCUGGCAUUCCCUCGCGCUGGCACUGGGGCUGCGUGCGCUGCGCCAAGUGCCAGCGCGGCCUGCUCAAGCCCGACGGCCAAGCAGCAGCGCCGCCGCGGCACGCCGAGCAGGUGUACAGUGACGUGCCGAACCCCGUCAAGGUCAGCGCGCUGCGCUACCGCACGAUGCGGCGCACGCACUCCGAGCAUAGCAAGCACGGGAGCACGGCAUACUAUGCGUACUGCACGACGUGCACGCCAGCGGACGCCAAGUCGCACUUUGUGCAAGUCACACGCCUUGAGCAGUAUGCUUUCUUGCUCUGUGUUGCGCUGAACCGGCUCCAUACGCUGCUGAUGAAGCGCCACGGGGAGCCGAGCGACCCCCAGGCCACGUCGCGCCUGUCUGUGGCGAGCAGCGAGAGUGCCGAGCUGACAGCGCAAGAGUCGAGCACGUAUCGCAAGUCGGUCGAGAUGAAGCGAAUUGAGAGCAUGUAUUUGGACCGCCAUACGUCGAGCAAGGCCAAGAUACCGCACUUUUCCACCGUUGUCGGCAGUCCGAGUGCGUACCGCACCGCGCAAGCGAACGAUAAAGAGCACGAUGCGUUCCGGGACACGGUGCCGAAUCCGUGGGGCAAUGUCCAUACGCCGGGCUCGAUUGUGCCUAUCCGUGCGCCGUUUACGCGGCACAAUAGCGAUGUGCUUGUGCGUGAAGACGGCCAAAAAGACACCGCGUCCGAGUCGCAUCUCAGCCUGCGCCACUCGACCGACGAAGGCAUUACGCUUGCCGACAUUCCCAUGAUUUUGCAAGCCGAGCAGGACCGUGUGCAGCGCGGCGAGCCCGUGGAAAGGAAAGCGGAGCGCACGCCGAUCAGCGCGCUGGCGCCUGAGGCGCUGUAUGUGCUAAAGCACCUUGCGCUGCUGUACCUGCAAAAAUCGCCGCUUGCGGCGCACGUUGCCGAGGACGAUUUGCUGGAGCUGGUCGAAGUGCGCAAGAACACGCUCUGGGGCAAGCUCUUCAAGCCGAACAACCGCCGCGACGUGCGCAAAAAAGGCACCUUUGGCAUCUCCCUCGAGUGGCUUGUGGAGCGCAGCGGUGCGGACUCGACGCUCGGCGCGACGCCUGCGCCGAUGCGUGUGCCUUCGAUUGUGGACGAUAUCGUGAGUGCCAUGCGCCAAAUGGACGUAUCGGUCGAGGGCAUCUUUCGCAAGAACGGCAAUGUGCGGCGGCUGAAAGAUCUUGCCGAGCAACUCGACCGCGAAACGGACGCGGCGAAUCUGCUCGACGACAAUCCCGUGCAGCUUGCCGCGCUGUUAAAAAAGUUUUUCCGCGAGCUGCCGGAUCCGCUGAUGACCGUGCGGCUGUACCGCACAUUCAUUGCCGCGCAGCAAAUCGAGGAAGAGGCGGAGCGCCACCGCCUGCUGCAGUAUGUCGCGCUGCUAAUGCCCAAAGCGCACCGCGAUACGAUGGAGGUCCUCUUUGUCUUUCUCCGCUGGGUCGCCUCCUUUUCCUAUGUCGACGAGGAGACCGGCAGCCGGAUGGAUUUGCCGAAUUUAGCGACGGUGAUGUGCCCCAAUAUUCUCUACACACGCAGCGCCGAAGUGACGCGUGGCGAUGCGGUGGUUGCGAAUCGCGUCGUGUGCCACCUGCUCGCGCACCAGGACGACUUUUGGGUCGUGCCGAAAGAAAUGGAGCCCAUUCUCCAGGACCGCGCAUUGAUCAGCGCCGCACAGGACCUCGGCGCACAGGAGCUGAUGAAACGGUGCCAGGCAUAUGCGAAAUGA